CCCUUCCACUACCCCCAGCUAGAAAAGCAGUCUGGUCCCUAGCCAAUCAGAAUUUCUGCAGGUGGAAGAACAGCCCUCUCCCCAACCAGUCAGAAUCCACGGGGAAUCUUUACGGCUGAUUGGCUGGCAAUGAGUAUCACAUACUGGGAGAUGGGGUGGCCAAGGAUACAGCCCCUUGUCCCCAAGAGCUGGGGGUGCUUUGGUUCAUGGGAUUAGGGCUGCCCCCUGCUGACAGAGAUGGGGACAGCUGUCUGAACAGUCCCCUGCCCUCCCACCUCACUCUGCCCAGCACAGCACUUCUGGGGCCAACUGGUGAGCUCACCCCCGGGUGGUAACCUGAGGAAGCACGAGCCCCUGUCGGGCGCUGCCAGCCCCUGAGCUCAGCUGGGUAUUUUUAGAAGUGCCGUGAUUUUGCUUUUCAGGGAGGGACUAAACAUGUUGCCCCAGGGACCUGGACUCGCCAGCUAAAGAGCAGAGCAUGUGGGCAUGCAUUGGGGUCACCCUUCCCAAUGCCUCCCUCACCCCUGGAAGACCGCCUCUCCGUCCUCCAGCGCCCCAAGACCUUGGCUUUGCGCCUCAAUCACAGCUUCCCUGCCGACAAGCAGCUUCUGUCGCCCCGGGUGCGGAGACCCCCGAGCCACCCACCCCCUAAGGACCGAACCGGGGCUACCCCACCCUAUCAGGAGUCCCAGGCCUGCCUCCCACCCCCCCACUCCCACACCAUCGACAUCAAGCUGACGGUGGGGGCUGGGCAGAGCCGGGCGCGCGAUCGCAACCUCUCCCUGCAGCUCGACCUCCAGCAGGGCAGCAGCAGGUCCUGCGGGGGGCCGGAGCUCAAGGUGCUGCUGCCUCAAGCCAAGCUCAAGAAGCGCUGCUUUAAGGAAAACUCACGGCCGGCUGGGGGGGACACCCCGUCACCUGCUUCCUCCUGCCUCUCCAGCCCCAGAGCGGGCACCAUGCACCCCUUGAAAGGCGGCUGCCGGGGCUGCUGGCGCUUGAUGCGCUGUGACGACACCAGCCCCAAGCCGGGGCUGCGCUCCCUGGGGUGCCUGUCAUGCCGCUCCAGUCUGGCCUCCCUCAGCUGCUCCCCGCCCUCGGUCAAGAAGCUGGGGUGCUUGCCCUGUACCCCAUCAGCCCUCAAGUCCCUGGCCUGCCUGGCAUGCAACCCCUCAGUCAAGUCGGUCAGCUCCUCCUGCAGCUUCUGCAGCAGCGACCCCAUUGUGGCCUACGACCCCCCAGCCAGGGGCUCGUCCCCCUCCAGCUACGACGAGGAUGACUACAGCGUGCGCACCAUCUGGCCCGAGGAGCUGGCCAAGAAGAUGAGCCGUUCCCGCACCCAGCAGCAGGGGGCACCACUGAUCCUGGAUUGCCGCAACCUGAUGCAGUACACCAAGAGCCAGCUGCAGGGCGCCAUGCACUUCAGCGUUUCGGAUGCGGCCGGCAGGCGGCGCCUCCAGCAGGGCAAACUGGCCGUGCUGGACUUCAUGGCCUCCAAGGACCCCCACGACUCCCUGCAGCGCCUCUGGCCCAAGGAGCAGCAGAACGGCUGCUGUGCCGCAGUGGGGGAGACCCCUGCCCCUCCGGCCCCUCCCGAGCCCCCCAAAACCCUGCCCGCCCAGAACCUCCACCUGGUGCUGGACUCGCUCAAUAAGGAGGUGCAGGGCAGGAGAGGGAGUGUGGCGGUGCCGCCAUCAGAGCCGCUGGAGGAAGCUGGGGGGGUCCUGGAGGGGGUGGACGGGGACCCUGAGGGGCCACCCCUCACCCCCGACCUGGAGAGCGCCGAGCUGAGCCCCAUCCUGCCCUUCUUGUUCCUGGGCAACGAGCGCGACGCACAGGACCUGGAGCGGAUGCUGAGCCUCAACGUGGGCCAUGUGCUGAACGUCACCACCCACCUGCCCCUCUACCACGCCCAGAGUGGGCACCUGCGCUACAAGCGCCUGCCCGCUACCGACAACAGCCGCCAGGACCUGCGCCAGUACUUUGAGGAGGCCUUCGAGUUCAUCGAGGAGGCACACCAGCGGGGGAAGGGUGUGCUGAUCCACUGCCAGGCGGGUGUCUCACGCUCAGCCACCAUCGUCAUCGCCUACCUGAUGAAGCACACACUGAUGACCAUGAGUGACGCCUACAAGUACGUCAAAGGCAAACGCCCCAUCAUCUCGCCCAACCUCAACUUCAUGGGGCAGCUGCUGGAGUUCGAGACAGAUCUCAACGCAGGGGUCACCCCCCGCAUCCUCACCCCCAAGCUCAAGCUCACUGGGGUGGAGACCGAGGUGUGAGCGGGGCCUGGGCUGGACCAGGCCACCCAUCUCAGGGCGGGGAGGGGAGGGAAGGGGAGUGUGUGCAAUAACUGGACGGACAGGCUUCCAACAGGCCAGGUCUGGGGGCCAGAUACCAGGGCACCAAUGCCCAUCCUGCCCACUUGUGCCCCAUGUGCCGCCAGGUGCCCGUUGAUAGAGGGCUGAGGAGAGGGGCCAGUUUUUACCCCAGUUUUUAAUCCCUGCGUGUGCGUGCGGUGGCGAGGGCUGUUGCCUGCUAUUUAUUGGGAUGUGUGUGUAUAUUUUGGGGGUCCCCAUGGCCUGUUGCUCCUUUGGCCUCUCCGCUCUGGGUGCUGCUUUGCUGAAGUCCACUGCGGAGAAGGGGGGCCCUACAGGGAUUUGGGAGGAACACAGGCCAACCCCCCCCCGCCCAAAAAACAAACAAACAAAAAACUAGCAGAUUUUUUUGAAAACUCAGGACGAUCACAGACUUUCUUCCAGACUGAUUCACAGCGCCAACAUGGAUGGAGUUUGGGGGCCCCCAUAGCCUCCCCACCCUAUAUUCUUUGGAUUCUGCUGCUCCAUACCUGACCGUCAACCUGUUAUACUGACUGAUGUCUUAAAAUGACAGUAGCACCUUUCCUGUGUACAUGGAGGGGGAGGGGAUUACAUUGGACGGGGAGGUCUCCUCCCCCAGUGCCCAGUGUAGGAGAGAGACCCCCCCACACACUCCCUCCAGGGCAAUACAAUUUAGUAAAUCAGAAUAGUCUUCCAUUAGGGGAUAUUUAUUUUUAAAGACUUGGGGAGGGGCUCCAAAGUGGGGGGUGCCUCCUUUGCUUUUGUACCAUGCUGGUCCAUUUCAUGAGGCUGCUGGUUACUGUCUCUUUAAGAUGCCCUCCUCUGGGGGGAGGGUGAGAUUUGGGGGGUCUGGGGAGAAUUAUGGGGAGGGGAGUUUCUUAUUUAUCUGAGAUGUAAUAGGAGUUUUUGGCUUUUAACCCUUUCUUCUCCCUCCUCCCCCAAAUGGGGGGGCCUCUACAGUUAAUGGUCACACAAAAUCCAGGGGAGGGGGAAUUUCUCUUCCCCCCAUUUUAAUGUCUUCCAGUCCCUCCCCCUUCUUUCCAGUGCUAAGUUUGGCUCCCCCCCACCAUGGAGGGUACAGAUAUGAGGGGUGGGUGGGAGUGUGGAGGAGCCAAAAAUGAAGGGAUGGGGACAGUUUAUGUUGGGGAGUGACAGCAAAGAGGGACCCCUCCCCCUGCACAGAAAGAGGCACUUCCCACAUUCCCCCCCGCCCCACCAUAUGCACACUCAUCCACACCCCCUCUCAGGCAGCCCUGCACACAUACUGCCCACAGCCCCUGUGACCCGGGCACACCCCACAGGAGCCCCCAUACAUGUCCCCCCCCCCCCGAGCCAUGGACAUGUGCCCCCUUGUGCCCUCAUGAGUUCCCAGGUGCCCCAACACCCCAGCUGGAGCUUCAACCACAGGGAG
Molecule: messenger RNA, 3744 nt
Organism: Trachemys scripta elegans
Lineage: Eukaryota; Metazoa; Chordata; Testudines; Emydidae
Product: dual specificity protein phosphatase 10-like
Exons: 4
Coding region: 510-2276 (588 amino acids)
Biological process (GO): protein dephosphorylation; negative regulation of JUN kinase activity
Cellular component (GO): cytoplasm; cytosol
Molecular function (GO): MAP kinase tyrosine/serine/threonine phosphatase activity; protein tyrosine/threonine phosphatase activity
Source: RefSeq, a predicted model, not a curated record